This is a messenger RNA of Triticum turgidum subsp. durum (durum wheat), 603 nucleotides long. The record is from the annotation of a GenBank genome assembly. NCBI's taxonomy places the organism in Eukaryota, Viridiplantae, Streptophyta, Magnoliopsida, Poales, Poaceae.
AUGAAACAAUCAGAGUUGCUGAAAGAUUCAGCACAAAGUACAGGCAUCGUAUCGGUUCUAAUAGCCACCAUGACAUUUGGUGCAACUUUCGCUCUACCUGGAGGUUACAGAGCGGAUGACCACACUAAUGGUGGCACACCAACGCUUGCUGGGAGGUAUGUGUUCAGUGCAUUCCUAGUGGCCAACACAUUAGCUUUUGUUUGCUCUUCAAUAGCUACGGUUGGCAUCAUGUACGCUGGUAACCCUACAAAUAAGAUGUCAGCCCGUAGAGCACACUUUGUGGCAUCUUCGUUCUUCGCACAUGGAUCGGUGACAAGCCUCAGUGUUGCUUUUGCACUUGGCGUAUAUUUGGUGCUAGCUCCCGUUGCACCCAAGACUGCCAUCGCGAUCUGUUUAAUCAGUUCCCUUGUAGUGCUUUACAAUGAAUUUGAAGGUCUAUGGAGAGUAGUUCUUGCCACAAAUUCUAUUCGUAAGAGAUUGGGGUUAAUUAGAGCAAUGAACUCGGGCAUUCCGAGGACCAUUGGAAGAAUCGUUAGGGGAUUUUGGCAAUUUAUAAUCAUUUUUAUUUGGCUUGCAUAUGUCAGCAUAAGUCAGCAACAUUAA